Messenger RNA from Ictalurus furcatus (blue catfish), 1778 nucleotides. Its product is annotated as hepatic lectin-like. Bases 569 to 1312 code for a protein of 247 amino acids. The transcript is spliced from 5 exons. Lineage: Eukaryota; Metazoa; Chordata; Actinopteri; Siluriformes; Ictaluridae. The record is from RefSeq and is a predicted model, not a curated record.
AUUUGUCUUGAAACAUCUGUCCAUACAGUGUAGGUGUGAGUAGAGAUGACUAGGCUAUAUGAGUAGAGACUCAGACAUGCUGAGAAUGAUUGUGAAAUGAAUCUCGGAUCUGUGGAAAUGUUGUGCUGCAAAUUCACUUUAAAGCUGCAGAAGAAAGUGCGCAAGACACUUCUGCAAGAUACGGGAACAAACCAACUCCUUUACAAACUCCUUUACCAAGUACAACCUGAUAGAAAAGCAGCAGGUGAAAGACCUACAGUAGCCUAAUAAAGUCAUCCAAGAACGUGACAGGGGCUCAGAACGUGAUGAAUGAACCCAAUGAGAAUAUAAUGAAAGUAUGGUGCUUCAUUUGAUGACAAUGCAGCACUUUAAGGGUUAAAAACAACAGGAUCUUCACACAUUAACCACAAGGAACCACUUGUGUUCUCUCACUUCCUUUUCUAUCUGCAGCAUGGUCACUUACACAACACACGACACUCGAGUAAAGCGGCGCAGAUGUACAGUCGUAUCCUCACACACACACACACACACGCAGUGAUUCAGUGGGUUAGUGUUUUAUAGUUUAAAGAUGUUUCAUUGUACUUCUAACAGAGGAGAUGAAGAGGACAUGACGGUGGUCGUCUAUAAAAUUGCGGAUGAUUUUAGAGGCUACAACACAGAGCUGGAGAAAGCUGAUACCAAGAGUAACCUACAAACUCAACACACAGGACUCAGUACUGUAUGGAGCAGAUGUUGCACACUGACCGCAGUGUGUGUGCUCCUGCUGUGUGUUCUCCUGCUGAGUGCCAUCACAGUGCUGUGGAUCCAAUUCACCAGCCUGACUACAGAAAACAACCAGUUACAGACCAGUUACAACAACCUGACUACAGAGAGAGACCAGUUACUGCAGGAGAGAUUUGAACUGCACAGUGCACUAUUAAAACUUGGAUGGAGAUUUUUCAACUCGAGUGUUUACAACAUUUCUACUGAAAAGAAGAGCUGGAAUGAGAGCAGAGACUACUGCAGAGAGAGAGGAGCAGACCUGGUGAUCAUAAAUAGCAAAGAGAAACAGGAGUUCAUCAGUAAACAUUUUGGUGGUACUGAAGCUUGGAUUGGUCUGACUGAUGGAGACACUGAGGGGGAAUUUAAAUGGGUGGACGGUGCACCACUGAGCACUGCGUUCUGGUGGGAGAGUGAACCCAAUGACCUUGGAGGCAGUGAGGACUGUGCUAUAACAGGCUUUAGAUUCGCUGAAUCUAACAUGUCGACCUGGGCUGAUUUUCCCUGUGACCACACUGUAGUGGAGAUUUGUGAGCUGAAAAUACUUAACUGAACGCAUGCGAGUCGGUCACGGAAACUGGAAAGUUUGAUCUUAAAAUGAUGAUAAUACUUUGCCAUGAUUAUUUUAAUAAGGAAAAAUGAAAAGGAUUAUUUUUGUAAGUGUUGUUCUGCAUUACUGUGGCUCUGUGUGCUAAUUCCAGGAGGUUUUUUUUUUUGUUAACUCAUCAAAAAAAAAAAAGUUUUGUCCUUCAUCUUACAUCGCUGAUCCUGGGAAUGCCUACGCCAAAAAUAAAUAAAUAAAUAAAUAAAUAAAUAAAUAAAUAAUUCUGCGCAUGCUCGGUGACCUGUAUAUUUUUUUUUUGUAAGGGAUUACAGGUAAUGAAGUUUGGACAGCAUGUUGUUUGUUUGUUUGUUUAUGCUAUAAGGUCCUACUUAUGUUUAUUACUAUUUACUAUUUUCACUAUGAUUAUCCUUCUUAACUUGUUUGCCAAUAAAUUCUUUAUCAAAUUAAAGUACGA